AUGGCCGCGCCUGGAAAAGGCGCCAGGAUCAAUAUUUGCGUCGAAGAUGCUGAGGAGGUUGCUUCUAAGCUGAAACCAGCAAGAGGCAGAGCUGCAGCCAAACGCGGCGCUACAGUGGUGGAAGAUUCCAGCAGUUCCAGCUCAGGCUCCCGCAGCCGUAGCCAGCGGCGGCAUGGUGGUGCCGCCGCAGCCGCGGCGCUGUUGUCCGCGCAAGCGCCGUUGGACGUCGAUGAGGCAGAGCGUCUCAUCCAGCGCGUUCUCUCGUUCCCUACGCGUUUCGCCGGUAGCUUGCAACACGAAGGUGGCCUUGUGGCUGUCAUGGCGGAAUGUGAUGUCAACAUCAGCGUCCAGCCAGAAAGCGACAGCCUGCAAAACACGGCCAUCCAUAUAGCGGGCACCGCCCAUUCUGUGGGCAGGGCAGUCUCUCAGAUAGAGCUGCAAUUCGAGGCCUUUGCUGAGGCCGAAAGGAAAGCAAAGGCUGAAGCCGACAGUGGACAUAUGGAAGAAACCCAGAUCCCACAGAAUGUCCUCAGCGCUGCUUUGGGGCCAAACGGUGCAGACUUGCCGAAGGUACGACAGAAAUUUGGAGGCAUCAUGAUUGCACUGAUGCCGCCGAAGGAUGGGGUAUUCACGGCAAUGAUCGGCCCGGGAACGGAAGAGCAGGUGCAGCAGGCCAAAGCAGACUUGCUGCAGAGGGUGGCAGUGGCAACGUCUCAAGACACGCCGCGGGACAAGGCUCGGCUAAAAAGUGUGUACAGCUCUUGA
Molecule: messenger RNA, 765 nt
Organism: Effrenium voratum
Lineage: Eukaryota; Dinophyceae; Suessiales; Symbiodiniaceae
Source: the annotation of a GenBank genome assembly